UCCUCUGCGGCCUGUGGUUAUGGAUUCACACUGCUGUCCUCUACUACCACGGACAUCACCAAAGUUUGGGGCAUGGGCCUCAACAAGGAUUCCCAGCUUGGAUUUCAGAGGAGCUUGGGCGAUAGAAAUAAAGGCUACGAAUAUGUCUUGGAACCAUCUCCGAUUGCACUGCCACUGGCGAAGCCUCAACAGACUCGGGUCUUGCAGGUCUCCUGUGGGAGAGCCCAUUCCCUGAUCCUGACAGAUAGCGAAGGAGUCUUCAGCAUGGGGAACAACUCUUACGGACAGUGCGGCAGGAAAGUUAUCGAAGAUGAAACUUACAGUGAAAGCCAUGUAAUUCAUCAACUGAAGGAGUUUGAUAGCAGAGUUGUCCAGGUUGUGUGUGGGCAGGACCACAGUCUGUUUAGAACAAAGAAAGGCACAGUGUAUGCGUGUGGAUGGGGAGCUGAUGGACAAACAGGUCUUGGACACUACAAUAUCACCAGUGUUCCUACUAAGGUGCAGGGUGACAUUGCUGGAGUAAAUAUUGUCCAGGUCACUUCCUAUGGAGACUGCUGUCUGGCUGUUUCAGAUGAGGGAGAUCUCUUUGGUUGGGGAAAUUCGGAAUAUCUGCAGUUGGCAUCUGUCACGGAGACCACCCAGGUGAAUGUUCCCAGACACUUGCCAUUCAAGAUCGGGAAGAUAAAGGAAGCUGCAUGUGGAGGGACUGGCAAUGUGGCUUUAACUGAAGAAGGAAAUGUUUUUGUCUGGGGAUAUGGAAUCCUUGGGAAAGGACCAAACCUAAUAGAAACAGCAGUGCCAGAGAUGAUCCCACCCAGCCUCUUUGGCUGGUCAGACGUCAAUCCGGACAUCCGCGUCGCUCGCGUUCGCUGUGGGCUCAGCCAGUUUGCAGCGCUUACAAACAGAGGAGAACUCUUUGUAUGGGGCAAGAAUAUAAGAGGAUGUCUGGGAAUUGGAAGAAUGGAAGACCAGUAUUUCCCAUGGAGGGUGACUGUGCCCGGUGAGGUGGUGGAUGUUGCCUGUGGAGUCGAUCACAUGGUUGGCCUGGUUAAGUCUUUUACGUAGUUAAUGCUGCUGGGCACUGUGUUUAGAAGAUGUGGGAACCUGGCAAUGAGCUUCUUGGAAGGGAAGACUUUUUCAAUGGAACUGAUCAAGAAGCAACUGUGAGCAGAGGCA
Messenger RNA from Tinamus guttatus (white-throated tinamou), 1176 nucleotides. Lineage: Eukaryota; Metazoa; Chordata; Aves; Tinamiformes; Tinamidae. The record is from RefSeq and is a predicted model, not a curated record.